AUGAUGCCCAGGCAUCAGGCAAGCAGCUUUGCCAAUGGGCACCCCAGGGAAAAGACGUUUGACUUCUCCCCUCAUAGAUUUCAACCUCGCGGUUCUGCUUCAGUAUCUCGAAAUCGCCAGAAGCUCUUCUUCCGAGUGGGAGCCGCCCUUUUCAUAAUCAUCAUUCUCUCCAUUUGGUUGUGGCCGAGUGGCUCCAUCGCCUCCAUCUUCUCCCUCGGACUCCUUUCCUCGGCCGGCGAUCUCGAGCUCGAAACAGUACGGUACUAUGAUUUGACCAAUGUCCAAGGAACCGCCAGAGGCUGGGAGCGAGAGGAGCGUAUCCUUCUCUGCGUGCCCCUGCGCGACGCCGAAGCGCACCUGGGCAUGUUCUUCUCACACAUGCGCAACCUUACCUAUCCGCAUAACUUGAUCGACCUCGCAUUCCUUGUGUCUGACUCCAAGGACAAGACGCUCGAGACUCUCUCCGAAAACCUCGAGGAGAUGCAACGCGACCCAGAUCCGAAGCAGCCCUAUGGCGAAAUUUCAAUUAUCGAGAAAGACUUUGGUCAGCAAGUCAACCAGGACGUCGAAAGUCGUCACGGCUUUGCAGCCCAGGCUACACGAAGAAAGCUGAUGGCGCAGGCCCGUAACUGGCUCCUUAGCGCUGCACUGCGCCCCUACCAUUCGUGGGUGUACUGGCGAGAUGUGGACGUGGAAACUGCGCCCUUUACCAUUCUCGAGGACCUCAUGCGACACAACAAAGAUGUCAUUGUGCCAAAUGUUUGGCGUCCACUCCCAGACUGGCUAGGUGGAGAGCAGCCGUAUGAUCUCAACUCUUGGCAAGAAUCGGAGACGGCUCUUGCUCUGGCAGACACUCUGGAUGAGGAUGCUGUCAUUGUCGAGGGCUACGCCGAGUACGCUACUUGGCGACCUCACCUGGCAUACCUCCGAGACCCGUACGGUGACCCGGACAUGGAGAUGGAGAUUGACGGCGUCGGCGGUGUCAGUAUUCUAGCCAAGGCCAAGGUGUUCCGCAGCGGCGUCCACUUUCCGGCUUUUAGCUUCGAGAAGCACGCUGAGACCGAAGGGUUCGGAAAGAUGGCAAGGCGUAUGGAUUACUCGGUUGUUGGACUGCCUCACUACACCAUUUGGCACUUGUAUGAGCCCAGUGUUGACGAUAUCCGCCAUAUGGAGGAGAUGGAGCAGGAACGCAUUGCGCGCGAGAAGGAGGAAAAGAAGAUGCAGAAGAUAAAGGAUGAGUUUUACGACGGCGAUUCCCAGUGGCAGAAGGACAAGCAGGACAUGCAAGAGUUGUCUGCCCAGCAGGAGCGACAGAUGGACUCCAACAAGGCUCAAAUCGACGAUGAUGAAACCAGCGUCAAGGUUGACAAUCAGGCCGACAAGGCCGACAGCACGGCCGAUAACAACGAGGUCGAUAGCGAGGCCGACAGCAACGCCGGAAGCAACGCCGGUAGCAAAAAGGGGCAAGCGGUUUGA
Molecule: messenger RNA, 1476 nt
Organism: Geosmithia morbida
Lineage: Eukaryota; Fungi; Ascomycota; Sordariomycetes; Hypocreales; Bionectriaceae
Product: mannan polymerase II complex ANP1 subunit
Exons: 5
Coding region: 1-1476 (491 amino acids)
Biological process (GO): cell wall mannoprotein biosynthetic process; protein N-linked glycosylation
Cellular component (GO): mannan polymerase complex
Molecular function (GO): alpha-1,6-mannosyltransferase activity
Source: RefSeq, a predicted model, not a curated record